AUGAUUUUUAAAAACGAAGAUGACUCAGAAAAUGAUGACGAAAUGAAAGCUCAUAAAAAAAGAUAGAAAUUAGAAAAUUAAGAAAAAGAAAAAGAAAAACAAAGUACAAGGCAAAUAAUGAUGUCUAAAAAGAAAACGAAUAAAGGCCCUUUGCUUUUAGAUAGGCUCUUAAUAUCUAAGAAAGGAUUGCAAGUAAAUGAAUAGGACUAAGAGUUAUCUGAUUCAGAGAGAGAACUUGUACAAGUCAGAAAUGAGUAAAUACAUUAGAUUUAUUAUCGGUUAAAUAGGAUGAAGCAUUACAAUAAGAUCCAGAUAGAUUUGCUUAAUCCUGUUCCAAAAAUGAUGAACAAAAAAGAGUAAAAGCCAAAGACUAUAGAGGAAGAACUCUUCAACAAAGACGAGCAUAUUUAAAGCAACAAUGAUAUUAAGAGGAAGUGGUAUAUCUAGAACUUAAAUAACUUAAGAAAAGUUGAAAAGAGAUUUAGGGGAAUUUACUUGCAAUUAGAAUUCUAAGACUUAGAUGAAUUUCAAAAAGGAGAAAAAUAUUUUGCUCAAGAUCUAUGGGUUGGCAAGUCUCCUGAUGAGGUAAAGAGGAAUAAUAGAAAUUCAGGCUUUUAGACUAACCAGAACUUUUCAAGAACUCUGUCACUAAAUAGUGAUCUAAAUUUGCAUAUGACAAAUCCAUCAUUCAGAGAAGUAUCAACAAUAGGAAUGUCUGGUAUUCCAAGAAUAGUUGGAGGGAAUUAGAGCACUGUAAACCCCAGAUUAAUGAAUUAAAGAAUACACUUGAAAAACUAAAAGGAGGAGGCACAAAAUACAGUUAUAGUUACUAAUAAGGAGAAAAGAAACACCCAAUCAUAGAUUAACUAAAGAAAAAUGAAGAAAAACAAAGAUAUAAAUAUAGUUGAAGAUUUGAUGAAAUAAGAUAAUGAAAAUAAUGACUAUUUUGUCUUGGAAUAAGGAGAAGCUGUAUCUAAGAAUUCAAAGUCAAUUUAUAAAAAGAGUAAUAAUGACAAUCAUAGGCAUGGUCUCACUACAGCAAUGUCUAUCAAUUCUAACUAAACUCCUAUUACCAAUAUGAAACAUCACAAUGCACAUAGAAUGGCUGAUAUAAACAGUGAGCCUACAUUGUUUAAUAGUGUUUAAGAAAAUGAGAAUGAAUUUUCGAGGACUCGAUAAAUGCUUCAAACUUAGGGAGGCUAGAGGUAGACUUUUUAGUCAAACUUGUCUGCCUACAAAUUCCCUUAGAUAAAUGAUUUUCAAAAAACAUUGCCUUAUGGUUAUUUGAUUAGUUAAAAUCCAAAAAAGCCGAUGACUUCUUAAGGAAUGAAAAAAAGCUAGUCUCAAAAAGUUGUUACAGCUUAAGUAUCAGAAACAGAAUCAAAUAAUGAGGUGAAACUUCACUUAAGAUAGCAGCCUAAUCUUAAAAAUUAGCAAGAAAUUGAAAAAUUACUGAAUAAGCUUAAGUCCGGCCAGAUAUCUCACGGAAGUUAAGCAUACUAAAGUUCAAUGUUUAAGUUUUAGAAUGUCUAUAAUCUCAAGAAGCCAGUUAGGAGAAACAUUGAUAAAUUCAUCAAAAAAGGUGCUGACAAUAACAAUAAUUUAAUCGUAGAUAGAACUGAAACCCUUUGA
This is a messenger RNA of Stylonychia lemnae, 1632 nucleotides long. Lineage: Eukaryota; Ciliophora; Spirotrichea; Sporadotrichida; Oxytrichidae. The record is from the annotation of a GenBank genome assembly.